AUGGCUUCUUCAAUCUCGGGACUCUCUUCCUUAAGGUCGAAUGCCGAAAAUCUCACCCGUAAAACCCACCAAACAACCCUUUCACACACCCCAUUUCGAAAGUCUACCAGAUUCUGUCCGCAGCGAGUGGCGCGUGAGGUUCCUCCUACGACCCUCUCCAGCCCCAAUCCCGCCAACGAUGUUUUACUGAAGUCAAUUAAGAAGCCCGAGCUCCAAAAGGAUCCUCAGGAACUAUGGCGGAGGUACAUCGACUGGCUGUACCAGCACAAGGAGCUGGGUCUCUAUCUAGACGUUAGCCGUGUUGGGUUCACUGACGAUUUCUUCCAGGAAAUGGAGCCUAGACUCCAGAAGGCGUUCAAGGACAUGGAUGAGUUGGAAAAGGGGGCGAUUGCGAAUCCGGACGAGGGCAGAAUGGUGGGUCACUAUUGGUUAAGGAACCCGAAGCUCGCUCCGAAAGCUUUCUUGAAGCUGCAGAUCGAGAAUACGUUAGAGCAAAUCUGCCAGUUCGCUGACCAAAUCAUCAGCGGCAAGAUUAAACCUCCUCAUCCAUCAGAUCGGUUUACACAAAUACUUUCUAUUGGAAUUGGUGGUUCAGCUCUUGGACCUCAGUUUGUCGCAGAGGCGUUGGCUCCUGAUAAUCCUCCUCUCAAGAUAAGAUUCAUUGACAAUACAGAUCCAGCUGGCAUUGAUCAUCAAAUUGCACAGCUUGGCCCUGAGCUAGCUUCUACACUUGUCAUAGUCAUAUCGAAGAGUGGAGGUACUCCGGAGACUAGAAAUGGUUUGCUGGAAGUUCAAAAGGCCUUUCGAGAAGCUGGUCUGGAUUUUGCAAAACAGGGUGUUGCAAUUACGCAAGAGAAUUCGUUACUUGACAACACAGCACGAAUUGAGGGCUGGUUAGCUAGAUUUCCUAUGUUUGACUGGGUGGGUGGUAGAACAUCUGAGAUGUCUUCUGUUGGUUUACUACCAGCCGCACUUCAGGGAAUUGAUGUUAAAGAAAUGCUUGCUGGUGCAGCAUUGAUGGAUGAAGCAAAUAGGAACUCAGCGGUAAGGAAUAAUCCAGCAGCACUGCUAGCCUUAUGCUGGUAUUGGGCUUCUGACGGAGUAGGAUCUAAGGUGAAUCAAGGGCUCACUGUUUAUGGAAACAAAGGGAGCACAGAUCAACAUGCGUACAUUCAACAGCUGAGAGAUGGUGUGCACAACUUUUUUGUGACAUUCAUUGAAGUUCUACGUGACAGACCACCUGGCCAUGAUUGGGAGCUUGAGCCAGGGGUCACUUGUGGUGACUACCUGUUUGGAUUUCUACAGGGAACAAGAUCUGCUCUAUAUUCCAAUGAGCGAGAAUCCAUUACUGUCACUGUGCAAGAAGUAACGCCUAGAUCUGUUGGGGCUAUGGUAGCACUCUAUGAGCGAGCAGUUGGAAUUUAUGCCUCUCUGGUCAACAUUAAUGCCUACCAUCAACCCGGUGUGGAAGCUGGCAAGAAAGCAGCAGGAGAAGUUUUAGCUCUUCAAAAGCGUGUUCUUGCGGUACUAAAUGAGGCAAGCUGUAAAGAGCCCGUCGAACCUUUAACUCUCGAAGAAAUAGCUGACCGUUGCCAUUCCCUUGACGAUAUUGAAAUGAUAUACAAGAUAAUUGCACACAUGGCUGCUAACGAUAGAGCUCUUAUUGCUGAGGGGAGUUGUGGAUCGCCCAGGAGCAUUAAGGUUUUCUUGGGGGAGUGCAAUGUCGACGAGAUGUAUGCCUAA
Messenger RNA from Fraxinus pennsylvanica, 1743 nucleotides. The record is from the annotation of a GenBank genome assembly. NCBI's taxonomy places the organism in Eukaryota, Viridiplantae, Streptophyta, Magnoliopsida, Lamiales, Oleaceae.